Molecule: messenger RNA, 1357 nt
Organism: Ichthyophthirius multifiliis
Lineage: Eukaryota; Ciliophora; Oligohymenophorea; Hymenostomatida
Exons: 8
Biological process (GO): glycerol-3-phosphate biosynthetic process; glycerol metabolic process; triglyceride metabolic process
Cellular component (GO): mitochondrion
Molecular function (GO): glycerol kinase activity
Source: RefSeq, a predicted model, not a curated record
AUGAAUAACAAUUAAAACGUUUUAAUCGGAGCUAUUGAUUAAAGUACUACAUCAACUAAAUUUGGAGUUUUCGAUUAAUAAGGGAAUUUAAUUGAUAUAGAUAUUAUACCACAUGAUUAAAUUUCUUAACAUCCAGGAUGGUUAGAACAUAAUCCUUAAUAAAUUCUAAAUAAUCUACAUACUUCGAUUAAUAAUUUAGUUUCAAGAUUACAAGAAAAAGGUUAUUCUUUGUCUGAUCUAAAAACUAUUGGAGUUACUAAUUAAAGAGAAACUGUUGUAGCUUGGAAUAAACAUACAGGAAAACCUUAUUAUAAUGCUAUUGUAUGGUGUGAUAAUAGAACUUAAUAUGUUUGCGAAAAAUUCACUUAAUAACAUGCAGGAAAUAGCAAUAUUUAUUAAAAUAUUACUGGAUUACCAAUAAGCUAAUUGAAAAUGUUUAAUAAAUAAGAGAUGAGUUAGAUACUAAUGUUAUUUUUGGGACUAUGGAUUCUUGGGUUAUAUGGUGAAUUAAAAAUUCCAAUAAAUACUCUUCCAAUUGUACUAGCAAGUUCAGAUAAUUAUGGAACAAUAAAAGAAGGCACUUUAAAAGGAAAAUAAAUUUAAUCAUGUUUAGGAGAUUAAUAAGCAGCAGCUUUAGGUCAUGGGGUUUUAAAUAUAGGAGAUUGUAAAACUACAUUCGGUUCUGGGAGCUUUUUGCUUGUAAAUAUAGGAGAAAAACCAAUUUAUAAAGAAGGAGGUUUAUUAACAACUAUUCUAUAUAAAUUAGGAAAAAAUUAACCUACUUUUUAUGCUUUUGAAGGUUCUAUAGAAGUAGGAGGAUCAACUUUGAAUUGGGCAAAGGAAAAUUUAGGACUUUUUAAAGAUUACGAAGAAUUAGCUAGUUUAAUAGAAUAAACUUAGGAUAAUGGAAAUGUUUAUUUUGUUCCGGCGUUAAAUGGAUUACUUUGUCCUUAUUGGUAAAGCGGGGCUUAAGGAAUUAUUAGUGGUAUUAGUUUUUAUACUAAAAAAGAACAUAUAUUAAGAGCUCUGUUAGAAGGAAUAGCCUUUAGAACAAAAGAUGUUAUAGUUAAUAUUGAAUAGUCUACUGAAAUGAAAAUUGAUUUGUUAAAAGUUGAUGGCGGUUUAACUAAAAUUUCUGAAAGCACAAUGCUAGGUGUUGCUUUUGCAGCUGGUAUUUUUUCAUUUAAUUAAGAUAAUAAUAAUAAAAACUAAGUUUUAUAUUAAAAUUGGCUUGAUACUGUUAACAAAUCUAUUAAUAAAUGAAAAAAGAAAAUAAAAAAUAAAUAAAAAAUAUCAAUUUAAAUAUAUUUACUAAUAUUUUAUUUUUUUUAUUUAAAGAAUAAUAAAUACUAUUUUU